UACCUGUGGUCGAUUUAUUCAUAUCGGUCUUCCAUCAAACUAUGACUUUUCUGCAUAUGUUUACGUUGUAGUCAUGACGAUGCGAUCAACCAACGAUUACUUUCUCGAGAUUAAUCGUCGAAUGUAGGCGUACAUAAGGCGAAGGGUGGACAAAACUAGAUAGGAGGUUGUGUAUUCUUCCAUUUACUUCCAACCGCUUAGAAUGAACGACGAAUGUCCUUUUGCUGUAAAGCGUAGCCUAACAUUUUCAAGCAACUGAAGCAAAUUUGAUAUGACAGAGUGAAUAUUACGAAAGAUAAUAUGACGGCGAUAUCUGCUCGUAUCGCUAUUCUCCUCGGGGGACUUUUUAUUGCCAGGGACGUCCACGGACAAUUUUGUUCUGAAGGAUCCCUGAGUCCACAUACCGGAUUUUGCUACCAUGUCCAUGCCGAGAAAAAAGCCAAAAUCGAGGAUGCCCGACUGACAUGCCGAAACGACUACGGUGGAGAUAUACCAUCUAUCUUCACUGGCGAUGAAAACGCAUUUAUUCACGACCUCCUUAGUAACGAAGGGAGUGAGAGCAAUUACUGGAUAGGCGUCAACGAUCUUUAUGAAGAAGAUUUAUUUCGCGACGUCAUGCUGAACGAGGUACUGACCUACGACAACUGGAAAUCAGACGAACCAGAUAACGCCUUUGGCUCCGACUGCGCCGUGAUGCAGCGAGCCGAUGGGGAAUGGACAGACUUCACCUGUACAACAUUUACCAUAUUUGCCGCGGGGGUUAUUUGUCAGCAACCACCUAAUCCCAACCCAUUCACUCUUUGCCCUGCCAACAUGUUGUCAUACACGACCCCUUGGUACACCGAGUGCUACUGGAUUUCGAUGAAAGAGUAUAGAGCACUGGAUGCCAGUUUGGAAUGUGCGGCCAUGGGGUCCAAGUUGGCCUUCAUAGAGGACCAAACGCUGAAUGACUUUAUUCAUUCCUAUCAACAAAGCUUAGAGUUUGAUACAAUGUGGAUUGGAACACAACAGAUUUUAGACGGCAGUGGACAAUUUUACCAAUCGGUGGAGUUUGGCACGACGACAACCGCGUAUUAUGACAACUACAUCUCCGAAUAUUCUGGGGGUGAGUCUCCUGUUUGCGCAGCCAUGAUCAGAGCAGAAGCCGGCCAGUGGAAUCACCUGUCCUGCGAAGAUGUUAAACACCCUUACAUCUGCCGGUACAAUGCGACAGUAUCAAAUCAAAAUACUACGUCUGCAGCAACUACGGUUGGAUCGACAACCACAAUGGCCACUACAACACCAACAACUACUCCCAGUCCUACAACAACAGAAGCUACAACUAUUCCUACUACAACACCAACAACUACUCCCAGUCCUACAACAACAGAAGCCGCAACAACACAAGCUACAACUAUUCCUACUACAACACCAACAACUACUCCCAGUCCUACAACAACAGAAGCCGCAACAACAGAAGCUACAACUAUUCCUACUACGACUUCACCAACAACUCCUAGUCCUACAACAGAAGCGACAACAACACUGCCCACUACUACACCAAACACUACACACAUCCCUACAACAACAGAACCUACAACAUCAGAAGCGACAACGACAGUGCCAAAUACUACACCAACCACUACUCACAGCCCCACAACAACAGAAGGUAUAACGACUCUGUCCACCACCACUACCAAACUUACUACCAGCCCUUCCACAGCAGAGUCCACAACAACGUUGCCGCUAACCACACCAACAACAAAUGUCAUCACAUCACAAUCGACUACAACAGAGAGCACUACCAGUCAAAGUACCACACAGGAGGGAUCUUCUUCUGAGGGGUCUACAACAUCUGCCACGACACCUACAGAACCCACACCAACAACGUCAGAAACAACACCAACAGUCAGAAUGUCUACAGAGGAAACAGGUAGGUAUACAUGUCGGUAAGGCAAGUCCUGUAGUACACGAUGUGUCUGUUGAAUGUGUUGUUUGGUCUGUGUUGUCGUUUUUCUGUUGUACCUUUCAAACUGUGAGCGAUCGUAACGCGCGCACGCGCACCUGGUCAUUGCAGGGUAAGCGAUAACCUCAGUUCUCCUUUUUUCCCUUCGUAAAACGCCCUGGCGAAACACCAGAGGCUGCGUUGUUAUUUUUAUUUUUCUACAGAGUGCUCACAGGUUAAUGAUGCAGUCUCCAGGAGGUAUCUGAAAUACAGUUCCCGUUGGUUCUAGAAGUCCGACAUUCCAGUUGUCCUGCCUGUCUCAAGGUCUGAAAGCGCUGCGGAAGCCUGUUGUAUCUCCUCAUCGUCGCGUCGUCGAGAACUCCCAUUACAGGACGCCAUCUUCGACAUGUCACCAGAACGGGCUCCGAGAUGACCGAGAUCACCGGGAAUGACCUCAACAUAUCAAAUUCAGCUGUUUUAAAAGUUAUUUCUAAAAAUUAAAAAAAUGUAUGCCGCAUAAAUUGCCUAUCAAGUGUUAGUUCUACACUUGUUUGUCAAUUGAUGUUUGGUUUCUGUAAAAUGAAUAAAUAACGCGUGUAAUUUGAAGUAAAUACAAAACAUAUUCGGUAUCUAGUGUAUUGUGGGCGAUCUGAAUAUUAUCAGAAUAUCGAUAUAUUUAAUAUACUAUUAAUUUUUUACAUCCGAAUCUUAAGAAGGAAAAGAACAACAGAAUAUUCAACAAGAUAUACAUGACUUCGAUGCAUCUUGGUCGUUCGAGAAGAUAUUUGGAAAGCCUACAAAUUACUUUGAAACCCUUCGUAAAUCAUUGACAACAUCUGUCGUGACAAUUUAAAAAAUAAAUUUUAUGAUAAUCUGUUGUUCUGAAGUUGUUAUUCGUCGUUUUAUUUAAGCAUGUUAUCCCGUUAUCAAUUUUAAAUAAAUAUAUUACAAACAUUGUUUUAUUAUGUUUUAUUGAUUUGUUUCGGCCAGGGUUAGAAUCUGCCUUAAAAAUGAAAACCUUAUACAUGAGAUACGUUGUCUUCAAAUAAUUGAUUGAUCAGGAUAAUCAGGUUUCAUGUCAGCUGGAAUAAUAUGAAAGGGGAAUAUGUGUGAUAUUUAAGGUACUUCAUUUUGGAAUCAUAUUCCCCGUUUGCUGUAAGUCUUCUGAUAUAUCAAUGGAAUAUUAAAGAACAGUUGAUUUGUUCAAGUUGUUGUUGUUCACUUCAGUAUUAUAUGGCAAUCAGUCACUGGCAAUCAGUCAAUUUUGAUUAUUAUCACCAAUUUUGGUUUUGUUAGUAUGAACUUCAAUUAUAAAAAAUCAUUCACCUCUUUCUUUGAUCUUAAUUUUUUUGUUUGUGUCCCUGUAUUUUUGUCAGGGCUUUUAUUUACAUUAUGAUUAAUAUGAUACUAUACCAGGUUACCGAAUUCUGUUAUUUCUUAUUCGGCACCAUCCUGACAAACCCGUUCGUAUGAUACGCGGGUUUCUCGGAACUUUUUAAAGGAAAACAAACUUAAUGGUCCGAAUUCACGAAGGAGGU
This is a messenger RNA of Strongylocentrotus purpuratus (purple sea urchin), 3462 nucleotides long. RefSeq names its product mucin-5AC-like. The record is from RefSeq and is a predicted model, not a curated record. Bases 301 to 1932 code for a protein of 543 amino acids. The transcript has 6 exons. Lineage: Eukaryota; Metazoa; Echinodermata; Echinoidea; Camarodonta; Strongylocentrotidae.